AUGCCACAGAUCAAAACCAAGCUCCUGCUCACUGGACCAGCAGACUAUCUCGGCGGCUCCGUACUGGUCGGGCUUUUGCGAUCAGUCGACCCAAAAAUCCGACGGUUGGAAAUAUCCGUUCUGAUUGAGGAUAGGUAUCGCUCGGAGGUUUGGGCAAAAUACGGUGUAAAAACUAUUUCUUUCACUGGCCCGGAUAAUCUUGAGCUACUGGCGUCUAUAGCCACCCAGCAUGAUGUCAUCAUCCACUGCGCGGCUGACUUUGGGCACGACUCCGUGGAAGCCCUGAUCGAUGGCCUCGGGAUUCGACGCACGCUUACCGGGAGCGCAGUGUACAUGAUCCACACAUCCACCACUGCAAAUCUUCAUGAUGCGGCCACGGCCCAGCGUGAUGUUGAAACUCCUUGGUUCGACGAUAGAUGGGAUAAUUUAGUAAAGUACAUGUGGCGUCGGCAGGACUGCGAGGUCUAUGGGCCCCGGACCACUGAUUUACUCCUCGCCCAACGCUCUCAAGAGACUGGGGUCCGGACGUACACCAUCAUGGCCCCGAUAAUUUACGGAUUCGGCACGGGCCCGUUCAACAAGAGAGGUGCAGCGUAUAUUCCGAUGCUAUCAGUAGCUGCCAUCCGAGCUCGACGGGCUGUUUAUCUUGGUACAGGCGCUAUUGACUAUGUCCAUAUUCAAGAUCUUGCCAGGCUUUACGAGCUGCUUCUGUGCCGUGUGCUAGCGGAUAAUUCUGAAAUACUGUGGAAGAUGCGGAGAAUUCUUUUCGCCAGUGCUGGAAGGUCAAGCUGGCCGGAGCUCGCCGCCGGAUUGGCGCGCGUGGGCUUUACGCUAGGCUGGCUGGAAGCUCCGGACCCACGAGCCAUCACUGUGGAAGAGGCGCUUUCCCUCGGCAUUGCCGCUACCAGACAGGAGUUGGAGCUUGGGUUUGCUUCCAGUUGUCGGGCGCGGGCAUCUCUGGCCCGGGAGUUGGGAUGGCAGCCACUGAAGACAGAGCUAGACUGGGAGCGUAAUUUUACGGACGAUUUUGUCCAGGCCAUUUUAGAUAUGCAAUGA
This is a messenger RNA of Aspergillus uvarum CBS 121591, 1056 nucleotides long. RefSeq lists its product as uncharacterized. The record is from RefSeq and is a predicted model, not a curated record. Lineage: Eukaryota; Fungi; Ascomycota; Eurotiomycetes; Eurotiales; Aspergillaceae. The coding region runs from base 1 to 1056 and encodes 351 amino acids. The transcript is spliced from 4 exons.